Messenger RNA from Pongo pygmaeus (Bornean orangutan), 4804 nucleotides. RefSeq names its product monoglyceride lipase (gene MGLL). NCBI's taxonomy places the organism in Eukaryota, Metazoa, Chordata, Mammalia, Primates, Hominidae. The record is from RefSeq and is a predicted model, not a curated record. Bases 648 to 1667 code for a protein of 339 amino acids. The transcript is spliced from 9 exons.
UGUGCACGGUGUGUGUGCGCGCGUGUCCGAGUGUGCGCGCGUGUGUGUGCGCGCGCGCCCUCCCUGCUCCUUCGCACCAGCCCCCAAACCAACUUGUCCCCAUCAACUCCAUCUUUCUAGUCCCCACCUUCCCCGGUGCAGACACCCGGCGAAGCCCACCCGGUUUUCCCAGCGGCAUUUCCGAUGACAGCUUCGGGGCUACGUGUCCUGUGCUGUCGGAGACGCGCAGGAAGCAAAGUUUGUGAGAAGCGUUGGGGGCGACUUUGCCUUGGGCACCCGCAUUUGUGCGUCUGCGAGGUGCCUCGGGGUGCGCGGAGCUAGUUUCCCAGUUUCCCGGGCCCCUCCCUUCUCCGAGCCCCUCCAGCGAUUUGUUUAGGAAAAGUGAUGACAUGAACUAGUAGUGGAGAAUCGCAGCGCCGCUCCCCGCCCUGGGGGAGGGAGGGGAGCCCCGGAGAGCCUGCCGGUGGGAGCUGGAAGCAGGCUCCCGGCUGAGCGCCCCAGCCGGAAAGGCAGGGUCUGGGUGCGGGAAGAGGGCUCGGAGCUGCCUUCCUGCUGCCUUGGGGUCGCCCAGAUGAGGGAACAGCCCGAUUUGCCUGGUUCUGAUUCUCCAGGCUGUCGUGGUUGUGGAAUGCAAACGCCAGCACAUAAUGGAAACAGGACCUGAAGACCCUUCCAGAAUGCCAGAGGAAAGUUCCCCCAGGCGGACCCCACAGAGCAUUCCCUACCAGGACCUCCCUCACCUGGUCAAUGCAGAUGGACAGUACCUCUUCUGCAGGUACUGGAAACCCACAGGCACACCCAAGGCCCUCAUCUUUGUGUCCCACGGAGCUGGAGAGCACUGUGGCCGCUAUGAAGAGCUGGCUCGGAUGCUGAUGGGGCUGGACCUGCUGGUGUUUGCCCACGACCAUGUUGGCCACGGACAGAGUGAAGGGGAGAGGAUGGUAGUGUCUGACUUCCACAUUUUCAUCAGAGAUGUGUUGCAGCAUGUGGAUUCCAUGCAGAAAGACUACCCUGGGCUUCCUGUCUUCCUUCUGGGCCACUCCAUGGGAGGCGCCGUCGCCAUCCUCACGGCCGCAGAGAGGCCGGGCCACUUCGCCGGCAUGGUACUCAUUUCGCCUCUGGUUCUUGCCAAUCCUGAAUCUGCAACAACUUUCAAGGAUUAUUCGAGGAUUUUGAAACACUUGAUGGAAAAGGCAUCAAGAAUGUUAAAGUUUUGGAUUCCACGUCCUUUUUGGGUCCUUGCUGCAAAAGUUCUCAACCUUGUGCUGCCAAACUUGUCCCUCGGGCCCAUCGACUCCAGCGUGCUCUCUCGGAAUAAGACAGAGGUCGACAUUUAUAACUCAGACCCCCUGAUCUGCCGGGCAGGGCUGAAGGUGUGCUUCGGCAUCCAGCUGCUGAAUGCCGUCUCGCGGGUGGAGCGCGCCCUCCCCAAGCUGACUGUGCCCUUCCUACUGCUCCAGGGCUCUGCCGAUCGCCUGUGUGACAGCAAAGGGGCCUACCUGCUCAUGGAGUUAGCCAAGAGCCAGGACAAGACUCUCAAGAUUUAUGAAGGUGCCUACCAUGUUCUCCACAAGGAGCUUCCUGAAGUCACCAACUCUGUCUUCCAUGAAAUAAACAUGUGGGUCUCUCAAAGGACAGCCACGGCAGGAACUGCGUCCCCACCCUGAAUGCACUGGCCGGUGCCUGGCUCAUGGUCUGGGGGAUGCAGGCAGGGGAAGGGCAGAGAUGGCUUCUCAGAUAUGGCUUGCAAAAAAAAAAAAAAAAAAAAAAUCAGAAAUUGGAGAAAUCCUUAGCACAAUUUUCUAAAAAAUAACAAAAAGACAUUUUUGUUAUACAUUAGGCUAUCAGACACUGGACCUACCUUAAUGGGUAGACACUUUAUGCAAAAAAAGAGAAAGGUCCCAGGUGAUUUUCCGCAAAGAAUGUGCUAAAAUGUCCACUGAAAACAAAGCCAAGCCUCUGCCCCGCCUCUCCCAGCUCCCACAAGGGUUCCAGGAAUUCCUGGUGUUCCCAGGACACCAGACUGCAAUAACUGGAGGCGCCUCCCUCCUGCUCACCCUUCGCUCACACCCCAGCGCCCUCUCUGACCGGCCUCCGCUUGGUGGCCUUCCUCUGGCCGUGUGAUGAGGUGGUUGCUGUCUCCAUAGGGGCCAGCUCCCCGGGGCAGACUCACAUGACCCUCUGAGGCUCAGAAAAUGCCCAGCCCUUCCUCAAAAUGAGCAGCCACCCAUGACUUUGUGGGCUCCUUGUUAGCCUGAGGCCAGGCUUUGCAGAGGGGAGGGGGGUGAGGCUUAGCCCAGAAGGAGAACUGAGCAGGAAACCGAGGCUCUUCUCUGUCCCUUGCCCUUCCCCUCCUGCCAGGGGGAGGCUCAGGUUGGCCCCUGAGUGUUGCCUGUACUCACAAAGGCUGCCUUUCCUCUGGAGUCACUAAUUUUACCUGAUGCUAUGAGAGAAUCGUAUUGAAGAUGAAAUGUCUAAUAUAUAAUGUAUAUUUUAAAGCAGAGACUAUUUUGGUGGAUAGGUGGGAGGGAGCAAGGGGAGUUUGAGGGAAUGAGAGCUUGAUGCUACUGUACAGAACUGGACAGGUUGGGCCGGCAAUGGUGAGGCCAGAGGGCUCUGUGCUCCAGGAGCUAAGCCAGCAGCCUCCGAGAGGGGACUUGGCUGGGCCUUUCCUAUGGGCAAGGCCCAGUGCUCUUCCUGCCCACCAGGGACCAUGGAGCAGUGGCAGCCUAUGGGGCUAUGAUCUCUAGGCCUGGGCCUGGGCCUGCCUAUGGCCCAGAGCUACCCUGGGAGUGUCAGUGCUAGCAGCACAGCUACCUCUGGUGGCAGGAGAAGAGAGGCCCAGCACAGUGGCAGGCCAGGCCUUCCUUCCCAGGUCUACAUGGAGCACUCGGUGACCCAGAGCAGGGACUGGAGGCACUCCCAGCCCUGCCCCAGGCCACAGCAGGACAGGCUGGGACAGGCCUCACCCAGGCCAAGGCUGGCAUCAGCCAAUCUUUCGGAGCCGAGGCCCUGGGCCUAGCCUGCCCUUCUCAGGUGCCAAUACCACCCCAGCCCUGCCCUUGGCCUCACUUUUUCCCAGCAAUAAGUGGGGUUCACCACUCGCCUCGGGAAUACUUUCACCUUCUAAAUGGGACUUGCUGUUACCUCAGGAGGCUCCUUAGUGCAAAUAUGACCCUGGUCAGGGCUUUGCCACAGUUGAAGCCCUGCAGAAGGUGCAAUCUAGGGGUUCUGGGGCCACGGAGGAGGAGGCCACUUCCCACCAGGACCCCCAACAUGAAGUCUAGGCGUCGGGGGCUCCCGCCCUUCUUCCAGCAGCGGGAACUGCCACUGAUCUCCCAGGCCCUGUUCUGGAGGCUAACCUUGGUUCCUGGAGAGUGUGCCCCUCCACCCUCCCUCCAGCAGCCUUGACCACACCAUGAGAGCCAGGAAUGGGUCACCCUGCUGAAGAUCACUCUGUGCCCUGGGGGAGGAGCCAAGCCCUCACCCGACAAGGGGCAGGUGGGGGCUUGGUUGCUGACCCGGCCCAAGUCCCCACAGAGCACCUUCUGUAGCUCCAGCUUGUCUCCCUGGCUUCUCUCUGAAGGAGAAAAAUGUAAAAUAUGCACUGAGAGAGAAAGCCAGCCCCGCCUGCUCAGUCAGCCCUGGCAGCAGGGCAGCCAUGGGAGCUCAGGAAAAGCAGGAACCCUUUCCAAAAGCCCAGAGAUGCCCUGGGCUCAGACCUGUAAUUCUCCCAGGAGCUGUGAUAGAGCAGGUCACACAAAGUCCCUACGCCUCCCUGCCGCCUCCCCCAGACGCAUGUGAUGGCAUCAAUAUUCCCCAAAUUGAAUAUCGGCAUGCGGCCUGACCAGGGACUCUUUAGAUGCAUGAAUUUAUUUAUAUGAAGGCUCUCACAGAGACACACACAGCACUUCAGUAGCAUUUGCAUUCCUGGUUAAAGAAUCACCAAUAUUUAAAAUAAAAACUUUCCGGAAAUUGGGACUGUCAUGUUAUCCGAAAGGGCUGGUACAUCCGCCCACCAUGUCCCCUUGCUGGGUCAGGAGCCAGCACAGGACCCUGCACGUAAGCGUGCCUGACGUCUCAUGCGCGGCCACGCCAGAGCCGGUCCCUGUCCUUGGAAAGGUGUCAAGCUUUGCGUUGAGUUCCUUCUCAAUACUGAUGGCUCCGUGCUGACAUUCUGAGCUCUGGAGUCGCACCAGCGCAGGGGCGUGGAGGAACUGAGGUUUGGAAGGGAUGCCAGGUCUCACAUAGCUUGGCCUCGAGAAGGUGAGAGGAAGGCAAAGGCCAGGGAGGGGACCCAGAGAGGCCUGGCACACAAGGCCCAGGCACCACCGUCAACACAGCCCAGUCCAUACAGAAAUGGGUUUCAUGCCUGAAAAGCUUUUUACAGAAAGAUGCUGCCUGUAGCCGGUGACAGCCGCAACCCUACAGGCCUCAGUUCCUUGCAGAGGCGAGGGGUAGAGAGUCAGCCUCCCUCCCUUCCAGCAGCGACCCAGCUUCCCUCCACUUCCAGGUGGUGCUGGGCUCACCGAGGGAGCACUGGUGGGUGCUCUGAAAACCCACGGGAUCCCACCCCCAGGCCCACCUGGGUCCCAUCUCACUCUCUUCUUCUUUCACCAAUUGCUAACAUAGACCUUACUGGGAUCACGAUGUCUUCACAAGCCGGCUGUUGGGUUUGCUAUGUCAGGGUGGUUCAGUCACAUCCCUGUGUGUAUACUGUCUGCGGGGCACAUAUGUAUCCGUUUAGAGCUAAAGGAAUCAGUGUACGCUACAGCUAAUCCUAAUAAAUCCGAUGUGUUCGGAA